Molecule: messenger RNA, 6819 nt
Organism: Gavialis gangeticus (Gharial)
Lineage: Eukaryota; Metazoa; Chordata; Crocodylia; Gavialidae
Gene: CTNND2
Product: catenin delta 2
Exons: 23
Coding region: 417-4004 (1195 amino acids)
Biological process (GO): cell-cell junction assembly; dendritic spine morphogenesis; cell-cell adhesion
Cellular component (GO): postsynaptic density; plasma membrane; nucleus
Molecular function (GO): cadherin binding
Source: RefSeq, a predicted model, not a curated record
UAAGACUGCAACCACUGGGCUGGUAGUGGCUCUAAUGAAUAUCAUUUUGUGUUUUAUUUUACUGUAAAAGCUGGAAUGCUGAAACCAAAAAGAGAACAGCGCCGUUUGGGGUUUCCUGAGUGUUCUGAUGGUCUACAGAAUUCUCCAUUUAAAAUCUUUGAAGUUUCUUUUUAUCAGUGAUGAAGGGAAAAAUGUCUAGACCUGCUUGAACUACUGCUUUGGAAAGGAGGGAAUAAUCUCUCUCCUCAGCUCUGUUGAGGAGACUUCUUGUUUUCUUAAGGAUUAAGGAAGAAUAAUUUUCAAAGUGUAAAAUCAAGGAACUGCAGUUUGAGAGACUGACUCGAGAACUUGAGGCUGAACGCCAGAUCGUUGCCAGCCAACUGGAGAGAUGUAAGCUCGGAUCAGAAACCGGAAGCAUGAGCAGCAUUAGUUCUACAGAAGAGCAGUUUCAUUGGCAAACGCAAGAUGGUCAGAAGGACAUUGAAGAUGAGCUCACAACUGGUCUUGAGCUGGUGGAUUCCUGUAUUAGAUCACUGCAGGAAUCAGGAAUACUUGAUCCACAGGACUAUUCAGCUAGUGAAAGGCCCAGCCUUCUAUCCCAGAGUGCACUUCAGCUCAAUUCCAAACCUGAAGGGUCUUUCCAGUAUUCAGCCAGCUACCAUAGCAACCAGACCCUUGCCCUGGGUGAAACAGCGGCAUCACAGCUCCCUGCCCGCAGCAGUCAAGCCCGAGCUGCCAUUCAGAGCUACAGCCAGGGGACAACUAGUCGAGCAACCCAUUUAGCUGGAUCUGAACCCUCUCAAUCGCAUGCUGCCUCUCAGUCAAGAGAGUCCUUUGUGCCAAGCCAUGGGAGUGCGUUCCAUUUGCCUGAUUCCCAGCAUUCUUCGACACUUUAUUACUCCAGCUCCACUCUGCCAGCCCAGAGAGUGAGCUCUCCACUGUCCAUGCAGCAGGUGGGCUCUCCAACCAAGCUCCAGCGGGUGGGAUCAGCAUCGGAGAGUGCUGGAUACAGCACCACACAGCGGGUUUCCUCUCCCAAGCAGUCUCCAAGCCGCUUAGCCAAGUCUUACAGCACCAGCUCGCCAAUCAAUAUCGUUGUGUCUUCAGCUGGACUUUCUCCGUCCCCAAUUCGUGUGACCUCUCCACCCACCAUACAGUCAAAUAUUUCCUCUUCUCCUAUACAUCAGCUAAGCUCCACCAUUGGCACUUAUGCUACUCUGUCUCCUACAAAACGGCUGGUCCAUACUUCAGAUCAGUACAGCAAGCAUUCCCAGGAACUGUAUGCCACUGCUACCCUACAGAGACCUGGCUCCCUAGCAGCUGGGUCUCGGGCAUCUUACAGCAGCCAGCACAGCCACCUUGGCUCCGAGUUAAGGGCCCUGCAGUCUCCAGAGCACCAUAUAGAUCCUAUUUACGAAGACAGAGUGUAUCAGAAGCCCCCUAUGAGGAGUCUCAGCCAGAGUCAGGGGGACCCUCUGCAACCAGCACAUACAGGCACAUAUCGCACUAGCACAGCCCCAUCUUCCCCUGGUGUCGACUCCGUACCCUUACAGCGCACAGGCAGUCAGCACGGCACUCAGAACGCAACAUCGACCUUCCAGAGGGCCAGCUAUGCUGCAGGCCCAGCCUCCAAUUACGCAGAUCCCUACCGACAGCUGCAGUAUUGUCCUUCUGUUGAAUCACCAUACAGCAAAUCUGGGCCAGCCAUCCCACCUGAGGGGACCUUGGCUAGGUCACCUUCCAUUGAUAGCAUUCAGAAAGAUCCCAGGGAGUUUGGAUGGCGGGAUCCUGAACUUCCAGAAGUUAUACAGAUGUUACAGCAUCAGUUCCCCUCAGUACAGUCCAAUGCUGCAGCCUACUUGCAGCAUCUCUGUUUUGGAGACAAUAAAAUAAAAGCAGAGAUAAGAAGACAAGGAGGAAUACAGUUACUGGUGGACCUACUGGACCAUCGAAUGACAGAAGUCCACCGUAGUGCCUGUGGAGCACUGAGAAAUUUGGUGUAUGGGAAAGCCAACGAUGACAACAAAAUUGCCCUGAAAAACUGUGGUGGCAUCCCAGCAUUAGUACGGUUACUCCGCAAGACUACAGAUCUGGAAAUCAGAGAGCUGGUCACAGGAGUUCUUUGGAAUCUCUCCUCUUGUGAUGCACUGAAAAUGCCAAUCAUCCAGGAUGCCCUUGCAGUGUUGACCAAUGCAGUAAUCAUCCCUCACUCUGGAUGGGAAAACUCGCCACUUCAGGAUGAUCAUAAAAUACAGCUUCAUUCAUCACAGGUGCUGCGUAAUGCCACUGGGUGCCUAAGGAAUGUCAGCUCUGCUGGAGAGGAGGCCCGCAGGAGAAUGAGGGAGUGUGACGGACUUACUGAUGCAUUGCUGUACGUGAUUCAAUCUGCUCUGGGGAGCAGUGAAAUUGAUAGCAAGACCGUUGAAAACUGUGUGUGCAUUUUGAGGAACCUCUCGUACAGGCUCGCUGCAGAAACAUCUCAGGGACAGCAGAUGGGAACAGAUGAACUUGAUGGAUUACUGUGUGGUGAUGCCAAUGGCAAGGAUGCAGAGAGUUCUGGGUGUUGGGGCAAGAAGAAGAAGAAAAAGAAAUCCCAAGAUCAGUGGGAUGGAGUAGGACCUCUCCCAGACUGUGCAGAACCACCAAAAGGAAUCCAGAUGCUGUGGCACCCUUCAAUAGUCAAACCCUACCUCACACUUCUCUCCGAGUGCUCAAAUCCAGACACACUGGAAGGUGCAGCAGGUGCAUUGCAGAACUUGGCUGCAGGGAGCUGGAAGUGGUCAGUGUAUAUCCGUGCUGCUGUCCGCAAAGAGAAAGGCCUGCCGAUCCUGGUGGAACUGCUUCGAAUAGACAACGACCGGGUGGUAUGUGCAGUUGCUACAGCUUUACGAAACAUGGCCUUAGAUGUCAGAAAUAAGGAGCUAAUAGGCAAAUAUGCUAUGCGGGACCUGGUCCAUCGACUUCCUGGUGGAAACAACAGCAAUAGCUCAGCAAGCAAGGCCAUGUCCGAUGACACAGUUACUGCCAUUUGCUGCACUCUGCAUGAAGUCAUCACAAAAAACAUGGAGAACGCCAAGGCCUUACGGGACGCAGGAGGCAUUGAGAAACUAGUUGGCAUUUCCAAGAGCAAAGGAGACAAGCACUCACCAAAAGUGGUGAAAGCAGCAUCUCAGGUCCUAAAUAGCAUGUGGCAGUACAGAGACCUGAGAAGUCUCUACAAGAAGCGGGCGGUCCCAGGCUUCAGAGUGGCUGAGGACAGAGGAUUUUCACCCACCCAUCAUUCUGGGUCAUGGCACGCUCAGCAUACUCUCUCCCAGAGCCAAGAAACCAGAAUCUAUUCCCAAACCCAGGAUGGAUGGUCACAGUAUCACUUUGUAGCCUCAUCUUCAACAAUAGAAAGGGAUCGGCAAAGACCAUACUCUUCAUCACGCACACCCUCCAUCUCUCCUGUGCGCAUGUCUCCUAACAAUCGCUCAGCAAGUGCCCCUGCCUCACCUCGGGAAAUGAUCAGUUUAAAAGAAAGGAAAACAGACUAUGAAUCAACUGGAACAAAUGCCACUUACCAUGGAAAUAAAGGAGAACACACUUCCAGGAAAGACACCAUGACAGGACCUGCAUGUGCACCUCUAGUGGGAAUCAGACUGACUGCAUCAUCUGAAAGAACCAGGGCUCAAAACACUGGAAUCUCAACUUUGUACAGGAAUUCCUAUGGUGCACCUGCUGAAGAUAUCAAACACAACCAGGUCUCAACACAGCCAGUUCCACAGGAGCCCAAUAGAAAAGAUUAUGAACCAUAUCAGCCGUUUCAGAAUUCGACAAGAAACUAUGAUGAGUCCUUCUUUGAGGACCAAGUGCAUCAUCGCCCCCCUGCAAGUGAAUAUAACAUGCACCUGGGACUAAAGUCAACCGGCAACUACGUCGACUUCUAUUCAGCUGCUCGUCCCUACAGUGAACUUAACUAUGAAACAAGCCACUAUCCAGCCUCUCCAGAUUCCUGGGUUUGAGGCUUGGGCAAGAAACAGAAGCUCCAGGAACUGUGCAUGUGCAUGCAUACCACAAGACAUUUUUUUCCUGCAAAUUUAGUUUGUUAAAGCCUGUUCCAUAGGAAGGCCCUGGUAACCAGUAUGGAAAAAUUUAAGAGAUUUUAGAAGGCUAAAAGAAAUGCAAGUUAAAUAUGGAAGUCAUUAGAAAGAAAUAUAUAUAUACAAAUAUAUAUUACAGUGUGGGACAACUUUACUGUUGUCUUAUAGAGUCUAAAAUAACAGUGCUGUGUACUGAAUGUGGCUGAAGGAAGGAGGGAGAAUAUGACAGUGGAUGUGGGUCAAGAGUUAAGCACAAGAAACUGAGCAGCUUAUGUACUUUAUGGGGAACAGCUUCUCACACUUUGUUUAAUAUCCUCGUUCAUUGUGAAUCUAGGCUUCAAGUUGCAUUUGGGGUUUCCUCUGUACAGCAAGAUGUUUCUUGCCUUUUGUUAAUGCAUUGUUGUAAAGUAUUUGAUGUACAUUACAGAUAAAAAAAACGAGUGCAUUGUGUAUAUUACACCAAUGCCACAGUGUUUCUUCAUCUAUGGUUCUAAAUAUUGCUUCAAUUUCAAAAUUUUGGAAGAUGUAUGAAUUUCCAGGGUUUUUUUUGUUUUCUUUUCCCCAGUGCGUUUUAACAAAAAACAAAAAGGAAUAUUUAGCAGUAUUGUUCGUUCUGAUAUGUGAAUUUGUUUGUGGCAACUAAAAAAAGGCAUUCAGCAGUUUCUGACAGUUAACAUUCAUCAUUCCACACUCCUUGUCAACAAAGUGCUUUUUCACUGCCUAAAAUUUUAGAUGUAGAUAUUUGAAAUAGAUUUUUUCAUUUAUACCAGUUUUCUUUAUGAUGAUACAGUGUUAAAAGAAAAUAAAUUACAAUUGAUCUGUCAUCCAUAUUUGCUAAGAAUGUCUAUUUCCAAGAACUGAACAUACAAAAUACACAUUCUUGCUUGUGUGCACGUACGUCUGUGUGUGCAUAAUAUUCUGUGAGUGUAUGUGUGUAUGUGUGUGGUGUACAAGUUAUUUUCAUCUGCUGUUCUCCUUGUUCAAGCUUUAUUUUAUUUUUUAUUUGAUAUUUUUUACAGUGGAAACUCCAACAUGUAAUUUCCCCUCAACCACAGUAUUCACCAUUGACAGUGAUUCCAAACAUUAGGCCAGUUCCAAGUAGAAGGUUUCCAAACUUUCAUCCAUUUCUUCAUUCCUGGGGUCAUUCCCUUUAAGGGUCCCUUCCUCUCUACAGCCACCUAGAAGAGCAAGAGCUCAAGGCAGAUGUGGUGCUUUCUCUCCAUCUUCCUGAAGGAAGGGAGAAUGUCAAGUCAUAAAGACCCACAUGGUUAAUUCUUACAUCUGGCUGAGGGCCCAGCACUGAGACAUUAGGACAUUUUUAUCACAGCAAAACAAAACCAUUCCUCUGAUAGAAAACGAGUGAUCAUUUCUUUACAAUUUAGAGCGUGGAUAAAAAUACUGUUAAUAAAAGAUAGUGAACGCAUUUAAAAAUGUGGAGCAAAAGGAAGGAUAUCCAUGUCCCUCCAGAGUUUAGAAUAAAAAUUUGAUUCUACAUUAUAAAAUAUUCACAUCAUCCAGCUAACAAUGUUAUAAUGUAUGGUCUUCACACAAUUAGAACCACCACAAGUGGAAUAUUUGUUAAUUACUUAAUUUGUUUUAGGAUACAAAUAUUUCUGUGAUUAUUCACUGUAAGAGUCUCAGCGUUGUUUGAAUUAUAUCCCAGAGGUGGAAAAAUCUUUCUCAAAUCAUUACCUGUACCACAGGCUAGAAAUCGUACAGGUUAUUGGUGGAAGUAUUGUGAUGUAGACUUGGUUUAUCAGUAACCUAGUGCAGUAGCCGAAACUCUUUGGCAGUGUACAGUGUCUCCUCUUUGUAAACAGGGAAAAUUGCAUGCAGAAAAAAAUUAAAUAUAAAAGGGAGGGGCACUGUGGGCCAGAUGUAUAUUGAGUUAGAUGCAAAUAUUAUUCAUAGUUUUGGACACAGGCUGUUUAUAUUUUCUUUAUUAAAUUGAUUUGAAUAAGUAACAUUUGCAGUGCUCUUUUGAACAAAGCACAUUUUCAGUAUUAAAGAACUGUUUUUUAUUUGAAAAGAACAUACCAUAACCCAGAACUUGAAGUGCAUCCUGAUUAACUAUAAUCACCAGACUUCUAUCGCCUGAAGCAAGUUCCUAAAUAGGCCUAAGGCACCCUAGCUACAGCACAAAAGGCAUAAAAUUGUUGCAAAAUGGGUUUAUUUCAAUUCUUCAGGCUGUGAAAAUGCCCAUGUUGCCCCCUCUCAGUUUUCUUAAUGAAGCAAUUCUCAAAUAAGUAAUAGAUACUGAAUUAAAGCCACACAGUGUCACAAGACUCUUUUUGUCCAUGGUUUGUUGUAUUUUGUUUCCAUACUUUGGCAGUGGCAAGUGCUCAAACUAGUGACAUUUGUUCUUGCUAUAUUGGGUCUUGGGAAAGUGUUUCUUUCCAGCCCUGGCAAUCUAGUGCCAGCUCCCAUUACAAAUCCAGUAUGGAGGAUGCAUUUUUUUAAUAUGGGGGGAGGGGGUUAAAAAUAUUAUACCCCAUUGCUGUUCCCUUCAGACAUGUAAUAGACCACAAAAAAAGCAAAAGAGGCAAUGUUCCAAAAAUGAAUAAAAUGCAUUUGUUGUACUGUCAAAUGUUGGACUUUUUUUUAAAACAAGCUUCAUAUUAGAAUCUUGAUCAGUGGUGUAGAGCUAUCUAAAUAUCAUUGUUUUGUUAAACUGUUCUUUAUGGGCUGGAAGGAAUGGUUAACCUGUCUCAAGACUAAUAAAUUUGUACCAACUUGA